AUGGAAGCAAGAAUGGAGGCUGUAGAGGCAUUCGUACAAAUGAGAAUGCAAAGAGGAUUUCCACAGGGACAACCCCAUCACCCUAAUAAUGAUCAGGAGGAUAAAAUGUUGAGGAUAGACAUGAAGGAAUUUGAUGGACAGUCCAGCAAUCCUGAGGAUUAUAUAGAAUGGGAAGCAAGUAUGGAAAGAUACUUUGAAUAUAGAGGAACUACACCUGAAGGACAAUACAAAGUGGCAAAAAUGAAACUCACUAAACUUGCUGCUAUGUGGUUGGAAGGAAUACAAAGGCAGAGGGCAAGGGAACAUAGGGAAAGAAUUGAUACUUGGGAUAAAUUGAAAAAGCACUUGAACAGGAAGUAUGUUCCCAUCAAUUUCAAGCAUCAAAUGUACAUUAAGUGGAGCACUCUUAGUCAAAAGGGCAGAAUUGUGACUGAAUACAUACAUGAAUGGGAAAAGUUGGUGGUGAUGUGUGAUAUAGAGGAUGCAGAGGACUUGAAACUGACUAAGUUUUUAUCUGGGUUGAGAGAAGACAUUAGGGAUCAACUCAUGACCAUGCCUACACUAGACCUACAAACAGCUUUUAACCUAGCCCCAAUCUAUGAGCAAAACUUCAACAAGAGAAGGGUGACAGGGAACAGCUACAACAGAUCCCCUAAGGCAUACCCACCCAAACAAUCUAGACCUAUAUCACCCAAGGCACAGAGAAAAACAGAGCAAAACCUCAAUGCCCCUGACAGAAUACCUAUACCCUUGAACAAGGUGGUUUGCUUUAAAUGCCAUGGACAUGGACAUUAUAAAAAGGAUUGCCCCAACAUCAGAGUUUUCACUGCUCAGGAAUGGAGGGAAAUCAAGGAGGAUACCCAACCCAAGAUGACGUUAGUAGUAAGAAAUGGUAGGGUGGAGGAGGAUUGGCCUCCAGUGGCUGAGCAUGAGCCAGAUGGAUCUUACAGAGUUGAUGAAUUUGGCAAAACAGUAAGGUAUGAACAUAGUACUGAUGAAGAAGAGGUUGAGGAAGGAUUGGAGAAGGUUUUACCUGAGGAAGGCUACUACAACCUGAUUAUAAGGAGAAGCCUACACACUACUUAUGCUGAAGAAGAAAACAACCAGAGGGAAAAUAUCUUUCAAACAAAGUGUAAGGUAAAAGACCAAGUCUGUGACAUGAUUAUUGAUGGAGGAAGUGAAUCAAACUGUGUUAGCUUGGCUUUAGUAACAGAUCUGAACUUGAAAACUAGACCUCAUGCACACCCAUACAAACUGAAAUGGCUGGACAACAAUGCUACUGGUACAGUGAAUAAGCAAUGCUUAAUAGGGUUUACUAUUGGAUCAUAUAAGGAUCAAGUGCUGUGUGAUGUGCUAGAUAUGAAUGCUUGCCAUGUACUAUUGGGUAGACCAUGGCAGUAUGACAAGAGGAGCAUGCACAAUGGGUUUACAAACACCUAUAUCAUAAAGCAUGAAGGAAAGCUCAAGGAGUUAGUUCCCCUGCCUCCCCACAGAACUGUUCCCCCUCCUGUGAGGGAACCCGUACAUUUGAUCAGCAGGAAAGUUUGUGAAAAGGAAAUCAAGAACAAGAAUGAGGUAUAUGUCUUAGUCACUAAGGAAGUAGAGCAAGCAGCUGAAAUACCUCAAGCAGUGAAACCCCUGUUACAGCAGUUCAAGGAUGUGUUCCCUGAUGAGUUGCCUGAAGGUUUGCCUCCUGUAAGGGGAAUUGAACACCAGAUUGAUCUUAUACCAGGAGCCCCUUUACCCAAUAAACCAGCCUACAGAGCCAAUCCCACAGAAACCAGAGAGCUACAGAGGCAGGUUGAGGAGUUACUACGCAGGGGAUAUGUAAGGGAGAGCCUCAGUCCAUGUGCAGUGCCCACUCUGCUUGUACCAAAAAAAGAUGGGACUUGGAGAAUGUGCAUAGAUAGCAGGAGUGUUAACAACAUAACCAUCAAAUAUAGGUUUCCCAUACCUAGGAUAGAUGAUAUGUUGGAUGAGCUAGCAGGUGCCCAUUGGUUCAGCAAGGUUGACUUAAGGAGUGGCUACCAUCAGAUCAGAAUGAAAGAAGGAGAUGAGUGGAAAACUGCCUUCAAAACAAAGUAUGGCUUGUAUGAAUGGCUUGUCAUGCCAUUUGGUCUAACAGGAGCCCCCAGCACCUUUAUGAGAUUGAUGAAUGAGGUGUUGAGACCCUUUUUGGGAAAAUUCAUAGUAGUCUAUCUUGAUGACAUCUUGAUAUACAGCAAAGGAUUGAAGGAACAUCUUGGUCAUUUGCAGCAACUGUUUGAAACUUUGAGGAAGCAAAAAUUAUAUGGGAAAUUGGAAAAAUGCAGUUUCCUUAUGAAGGAAGUGGGAUUUUUGGGAUUCAUUAUAGGUAAAGAUGGGGUGAAGGUUGAUCCAUCCAAGGUAGAGGCUGUGAAGAAUUGGUCUGUGCCUACUUCUGUUACCCAAGUGAGAUCUUUCCAUGGCCUUGCUUCUUUUUAUAGGAGGUUCAUUAAAAACUUUAGUACCAUUAUAGCCCCCAUAACAGAAUGUACUAAAAAAGGAGUAUUUAGUUGGACCCAGGAAGCAUAG
Amaranthus tricolor (Joseph's coat) is the source of this 2553-nucleotide messenger RNA. RefSeq lists its product as uncharacterized. The record is from RefSeq and is a predicted model, not a curated record. Gene Ontology annotation, molecular function: nucleic acid binding; zinc ion binding. Bases 1 to 2553 code for a protein of 850 amino acids. NCBI's taxonomy places the organism in Eukaryota, Viridiplantae, Streptophyta, Magnoliopsida, Caryophyllales, Amaranthaceae. The transcript has a single exon.